Molecule: messenger RNA, 1229 nt
Organism: Parasteatoda tepidariorum (common house spider)
Lineage: Eukaryota; Metazoa; Arthropoda; Arachnida; Araneae; Theridiidae
Source: RefSeq, a predicted model, not a curated record
UUCGCAUAUAUCAAAUGAAUUCAAAGCGAAAGAAGUCAGGCAGUGUGUCGAAGCUGAUCGCCUCUGUUGAACAAGGCAGGAGCCAUCUUUUGUGCACCAGGAAUAAACUGCCCAUCGAAGAAUUCAAACGGAACCAUAUUGAUGCUCUGAACCAUAUCCUCAUUCGUAUUGCUUUGCUCACUCAGUCGAAAUGGCGGGGCCUUCCGGUGUACUAUUUCGCACCAUCUCUUUAGGUCGGAAAAAUAUUGCAAAUGAGAACAGUUUAGUCAGGAGUCAUCAAAAAUUUGGCGCGUGUCUGUUAGGUUUGUGUGGUGAAGAUAGAUUCUUUAUCAUCAGCUCAUCUCCAAGUUAUUGCGAGUAAAGAGUUUUAAAAAAAUAUAAGAUUUCUUUGAGAUGUUAAGAGUAUUUCGCUUGAUAAGCCUACAAGUGUGUCUUAUUAUCCUCAGCAACCAAUUCAUAACAACUGAAGGUAAAAAAAUAAAGCAAUUUGUAAAGAAAGGGCAUAGGCGACAGAGUGCUCCAAUUGAUAUUGGCGAAUACUCAGGGGACUUCGACAACAAUAGAAGACAAGGCAGGCCAAAUCCGAAUGGAGAUGUAUACGAGUUCCACAGAUUUCAGCAUUACGGGUAUAAAACGCCUGCACCCACCUCCUUCAGUCUGGAAAGCAUGCUAGCGUUGCUUGCACCCCUAGCUACCAUACCAAUCAUUGCAAGUGCUGCUCUCAGCAGUAUGGCCGCAAUUCUACCAACUUUAACAACCGAAGGAAUGAUAACUGGCAGGAGUCGGAGAGAAGCUGUUGAUGACAUCCUGAUGGGAGCUUCAAGUAACUUCAGCUCGUCAUUUAAAACAUCCCCUACCCAGGAAGACAGCAAUAUUCGCCUCAAACGAGACGCUCGAGAUCUGGAUAUUAUCCACAAGUACCUGAAGCAGAUGAAUCCCAAGCAAGACUACAACGAUGAGGUCAUGGCAUCGUAUUUGCAGUGCAGCGGAAUGCUGAGCGAAAAUAAUCACUGCUUAGAAAGAUUGGUCUGUCAGUUUUCAGAUCAGUCAGCUCGGAUGGCUUCUUUAGAAAAGGAUGUGUCUUCACUGAUAAUUUAUACCAUUUUUAAUAACAGAUACAUCAAAAGUGACUUUAAAGAAAGACUGAGAAAGGCGGCCUUUUUUGGAAGAGACAAAGGGCGGUGUUCAUUGUUUUCAUGUUCCAGAAACCAUUAUACAACUAUUUGAAA